Porites lobata is the source of this 8168-nucleotide messenger RNA. Lineage: Eukaryota; Metazoa; Cnidaria; Anthozoa; Scleractinia; Poritidae. The record is from the annotation of a GenBank genome assembly.
AUGGAAUUCUCUGCUGAACAGCUGGCGAAAUGGGUUGCAGAGAGCACUGAUGUUCAUGUAGGUAGUUUUUAUGUUAUUUUUUUUAGGUUAUUUGGAUUGGAAAUGCUUGUUUUAUUUGACUGUUUCUAAAUGUGAAAUCUAUGAAAAUUCGUAUUACAUUUACUAUUUAAAGUGUCAUUAAAGUCUAUUGCAAAAAAAUUUUGACAAAAAUAUUUCUUAAACCAGAGAUUUCUUCGUUGUCAGCACUUAAAAUGUAACUGUAAUAUCGUUCAAAGAUACGGUAUUUCCCCGGCAUCUAUUGUCACUAUGAUCACUUCAGACCCCUGGCUACUUUGUUCAUAGCCAACUAAGGGAAAAGAGAACCAAAAAAAAAAAACGUAACAUAUAAUGUUGCGACUCAAAAUUGAAUUCAGGUUAAAAGGUUGGUUCUCUGAAUAAUUAGGGCUAGAGAAUCAACAUAUAUAAGUUAGAAAAAUUUUAACCUGAAUAUAAUUUUGACCUGUAAACAAGUAUAAAAGCAACUAUAAGUCUCAGUGACAGCCCUGUCUGUUGAUUAGUCGUUGCUGGCUCCCGUUGUCUGUUUCAGGGGGUAAUCAACCACAUUGAACUGUGGGCAGCAAUAAUUAUUGAUCAUCUGUAUUCCGUGUAUUCCUCCCAUGCCGUUACUGUCUUGAUAAAUUAGUUCUAGUGAUCACAAAAUUGGCAGAAAUUUUGGGUGCAGGUCCAUGAGAUUAGAAGAGGGAUGAUAGGUAAUUUUGUUUGCCCCAUUGAAAUGCUGUCAACUAUUCAAAGCAAUCCUUCAGCUGAGAAAUGCUGGUCCAAACUGACAAAUACAAAAAGCACCAUAUUGUCUGUAAAAUUAAAUGAGAUGUCAAUAUUAUGGUUGAUUUGUUUGUCCCUCUGUGGCAGAUUGGAGAAGUUAGAGUUGUCUUUGUUGCUAUAAUAAACAACAAAAUGAUUCUUGAUGUUUCCCUGAGCUUUCCCUCUGGAAAGAUCAAGCCAUACAUGUAAAACCUCUUGGCAAAACAAAAUUGUUUCCUUCCUGACCGGGCAUUACUGUGCUUUUCAAGAACACAUGAACUCUAAAGUUUAAAAGCCGCUUUUUUUGCUGCUUUCAAUCAUGAUAACGAUCACAAGCAACGUACCUUGAAACACAGAAACACAAAAAAACGGAUCGAAAUCCACCAAUCACAGAUCACAAACCAUGACCUUUUGAACCUGUUUAAGUAAAGUUCUGUUUUCUGAGAGGUCCGCUAAGAUGAUUGACGGCAGCAAACAACGCAAAUUAACAAUUAGUUCAUGCGUCAGCGUGCGUAUGUCGAGAUAUUGAGCACGCGGGAAGUUUGGAGAGCACGAAAUGCGCCUCGUGUAACUCUAGCUAGCCUCUUGAGUGCUCUCCAAACUUCCCAAGAGCUCAAUAUCCCGACAUACGCACAGCUGCAGCAUGAACUAAUUGUUUUAUAACAUUAUCAAAGCGAUCAAUUUAAAAUUUUAUUAUUGUAGGGCGCGCUCAAAGCAGUACGCGUCAAUGUUUACGUGACUAUGGUUUUUUUGCUCACAGUUAAGCUUAUGUUUUUAUCCUGAAACUGAGAGAAAGUCUACUCUAAAAUGGUUGUAAAAUCCAUAUUUAGGUGCCAGAAAACUAUUAAUUCACCGAAAAACUGUUAUUGAGAGAAAACAACUUUGCAAAGAAUGAGCUCACGCUAUAGUCCGCACAGCUCGCGGAGAUGACAACAACAACAACAACACUCACAUCUUUUCCUUAAUAUAUAGAUUUAGCCAGAGCUAAAAGCGAAGCUCCCGUUAAUAAAUUCAUAAUUUGAAUCAAACAAUAAACUUGCAAUUGUAAUCCACAGAUCAGGGCACAUUAAUUUGACUUUUGAGGCAAAGGCUGAGUGAUUUUAGAGAAAAAUCAGAAUUUGACCGUCCAAGAGUGAAACAAAUUUUACAUCGAGUUAUUAAAUAGUCUUAUUUGUACACCGAGAAAUAGCAAUCAUGUUCGAUCACAGUAGAUUAGGCCUGGAAAACAAAUAGACCUAUAUAUUGGUGUAUUGUAUUUGCAUUAGCUGUUGCAUCAUAAUGUGGCAUUCACCAGUCUCACCAACAUUGCUCCGUUAGAGAGACUAUGGAUAAUUGGAUAGCCCCGAAUUAUAAUUUUAAGAAACACACGCGCCACGAUAGUCCUUGGUGGCAGCCAAUUUACACGUUGCAUUCCUCUGUCUAAAAGAGAGGCCAAAAUAAAAAAAUCUGGCCGGAUUUUUUGUGUUCGACAAGUUUAGUUUACUAGUAAAUCUUGGCGACGAAUCUGGUGGCGUGUAAACCAGCCUUUUAAACAUACUUUUUCUCAUCACGUUUCAGGUAAACAGUACUAUGAGGCCCUUUUUUUAUCAUACAGACCUCGGACAGAAUUUGUUUUUUUUGCUCUAUUUAAACCUAUAAUUCUGCAGUUUUUCACAAUUUGGCAAGAGAAUUUGCACUCAUUCAAUAUCCACGACGAUCAAAGCACGCGCCGUUCGUUUGCACAACAAAUUAUAGCAUUGAAUUGUAAAACGUUUUCAUGAAAAGAAUUCUACAAUGCCGGGACUUUUCAGUUAGAAAAAUCUGGUCCUAGAUAUGCAGGGUAAUAAUUAUGGGCUUUUAAUGAAAACUAUAAAAAAAAAUUCCCAAAAUCACUUUUCGGCCAGCCGGAUGGGUUCUCACUUUUGACAGGCACCAAAUUUGCAGUGCGAUUAAUAGAGUUACCAUUCACGCUUCAACAUGAUAGAGAAAUUGUUAUGUUUAGGUUUUACUUCCCUUUAUUCAUUAAACUGUGCAUGAUUCUUUUAUGUGUAAUCUUUAAAAGCGAGUGAUAUUUACGCGCGGCGUUUUGAGUAUUCUUGCAUGCGAUGUUUAUGUUCGACUGGAAAUUAAAAAAAAAAGCGGUGCAGCGAUAAAAAUUGCGAGAGGGACUACUAACAAUCAAUAAAAUAAAUUUAAUUCGGUGAAACAUGUACAGAGACAAUAAUUUUCAUUCACAAAGAGAAGUAUUGAGCGUAAAGUGUCUCAGAAAAUCAUGAGUCAGGUAAGCAUAAGCUUAUUUAUGUUUUAAGCCGGCUUCCCGGUGUUUUCUCUUUUUCAAGAUGAACUCGCGGCAAGAAAAUCGCUCAGAGCUUUCUGUUUACUGCCAAAAUCAUAACUAAAUAAUCUUCGGAACCUUUUCUUUGAUUUGCGGGUCAAAAAGUGUCUAAAGGCUUUUUAAACCUGAUACUAUUGUAGGUUAGAUCAUUGCUCGUGUAUAAACUUAAGCCGCAUAAACCAUACGCUCGACUUCAGGAAACCGAAAAAAAAAACACAUCAAAGACAAUAAUUGCUCAGGCUUACCAGUCGAGAUGCUGCUUCUGAAGGUCAUCAAGUGUUCCAGAAUCGCUUGAGACUUUUCAACCCUCUUACGCCUCAAGCAAGGGCAAGUGAGUAAGCUCAUUUUUGAAAACGAUGCCAUCCGAAAUCGGAUUUCCAGUGACUUUGACAAACGGUGCAUUUGUCAACAAAAAGCGCAAUAAGCAAACCAACCAGGAAUUACCAAACAAUGUUGAUAGCAGCUGUAUUUUGUACACCAAGUAGAAAAAGACAGUUUAAAACAUCACAAGAUGACACAAAACUCGGUCAGCUCCAGCUAUCAGUAAGCAAGUUUCCAGACGCUGCAUAGAUUUUCCCCAUAAACUCACCUUGACCAAUCAGAACAUAAAAAUUGGAAGUAGAGCGUGAUGAACACGUGACAGUGAGAAAAGUCAAAAGCGAUUGCCUUCCCUGCAUGUAAAUGUAAAAGCCGGUUGAAUUUUCGUGUCCGACGUCAGUUCGAAAUCAAAAUUUUAAAAGUGCGGCUCAUGAACACGACUUAUUUCAUAUGCAUUUUAAAAAAAUUGAACUUGAGCCUGCGAUCAUUUGAAAAGUAGCAACUUGUCAGCGGAUACCUUCAAAAAAUUACUCGAACUCAGAGGGUCUAUACCUGAGCCCCUGAUACGGUCAGGCGAUACUGGUCAGCAGAAACAUUGGUAUGCCUGUGGUGCGGACAGACGGAAGGUCGGGUGAUCGGUGUACGGUCACGUGAUUACCGAAUUUUCUAGGAUGAACAGAUUUUCUAUAAAGCUAUGGGGCUUCGAAUUGAGCUUGUGAUCAAAUAAAAUAUAUGCGCAAAACUUUAAACACCACGUGACCUCAAUGGAUAGAAAAAUGAGCCCGCGAUCCACUCAGGUGAUGAUGGUCAGCGUAUACUCUAGUUUGACAGGUGUCAAUUAACCUUCACUAGAAUGGCGAAUAUUCGAAUUAACAGACUACGAGUGUGAGUAGGACAUAUCCGUCCGGCAUGUAGUGGAAAAUUCCAGAUCGUGUACCUGAGAGAACCUGAGCCCACGUUACUAGUUUUCUGAUUGUGGUCUGCACGUGUCCCAUUUUGACAGCUGUCAAUUGACCUUAAUUUGGCUUGCCAAUGUAACUUUAAACGACUGUCAGUCAACUGACAGCCUUGCCCAGCGUAGUUUCGUUUUUAUGUUGAAUUGGUAAGUGUGACAUAUUAUAUCAGCUUAUAUAUAGGGGCAAAACGACUUGUCUUUUAUCUGAGCCCGCGAGAUGGUCAUGUGAUAAUUGUCAGCGGAUGUCUGAUUUUGACAGCUGUCAAUCUAAUCGUACUCAUACGGAUGGCUUACAUAACUAAGAGGCUAGUCAAGUUGUGCAAGAUCUAUUGUGACAUUUAACAUCGGCUUACAUGAAGUGUGUGUACGGGUGGGCGUACUCUACGUCAUAACCAAAUUUUCUCGGAUGGAUAGUUUACCAAAUUUUCUUACCCAUGGUGCUCCGCUGCGCGCGCGCUUCGCGCGCGCGGGAGCUCCGCUACUAUCGGUUAGCAAAUUCAAACGUUUCCUCUUAAAUUUCCUUAUAAAACACAUGGUAAACGCUUCAUCGUGUACUGCUGAGAUAUGUUUGCACUCAGGAGACUCAGGAUUGCUAAGCUCACAUUAACAACUCGAGGAAUUGCGAAUAGUUUAUUGACGUCAUCAGCGUGCUCAAUAGGAAUAUGAAGCACGCUCGCGCUAUUGAAUUUGAUUAGGCGAAUUUUCUAGCUAUGUUAUAACAUCAGUUUGCUUUUGAACUUGAGAGUUCGCGUGUUUUUGAAAAGUGCAGUAAGUAUAUCUAUUAUUAUCUUUUCAGUUUAUAGUUUUUGCCAUGACUUCGAUUCUGGCCAGAUGUGGAAUCACAUCCGAGGGUCUCCUAGCUAUUACGCUCAUCGAAAUCCACAAACUGGACAAGUGGUGACUUGGUAUCACUGACAAAUCAGAGCCCUGGGUAAAUGGAAUUGCAGCAGCAGCAUACAAGUUGUCAUGCAUGUAACCACAUGUAACUACAGUACUUUGUGGCACUUUUAGACAGCUUGGGCCAUGAAGGGCCACGUGGUGUUUGUAAAAUACUUGUAUCCCGAACAGAUAAGCUGUAAAAAAAUUGGCCUAUUUCUAUUGAAGGAUGGGUCUAGUGGCACAUAAUCACUGAAAACGAGCCUUUACCCCUCCUCCCCGCCCCUUACACACACUCUCCACCCAUGUUUGACUCUAGAUUAAAAACUGAUUAGUGAAAGCUCAUCAUGCAGGAAGCAGCACUAAGUUCGGAGAAGUUAACCUUAAUUGCAGUUUAUCCUCUUGAGAACUACAGAUUUUAAGUUGUUUUAACUCUUUCAUACUUGGGGUGCUGUACGCACUAUUUAUUUAUCGGUCCUAUUUGCACCCUAACUGUUAUAGCUACGCAACUCUUUAAUUUUUUUUGUACAUAUAAUUUUCCACAGUUAUAUUUUCGUGGUAUUUUUCUAUUUUUUUAUUGUUUAAUUGUUGUACAUGUGCCUUGAAGUGGGAAAUGUAUUUGCCAGUCUGACUCAUAGCAAUUUUAUUAUUUUACAGUUACUUUUAUUUAUUCAUUUGUCAGUCAUGGGUGAAGACGUUAUUCUCUUCGCCUCUAGGGGUACAAAUGUACCUCUCUUUUACAGUGGAAGCAAAAACAAAAAUCCCAAACAUAAUUUUUCCAUAUGUUACUUUAGGAAAAAUUUAGUAUAUCUUAACAAUUUUGUGAUGUGUACAAUACCAUCUGUGUGUUUAUCGUUUUGCUCUCUUUUUUUCAGAGUUACAUCCAUGGAAGUAGCCAGGCUCAGUUUGCCGCUGAAACACACAUUGUCAUUGUUCUUAGUAUCCUUUUACUUUUUACUGGUUAAUAAUAGUUAUUCAAAGUAAACUUUUUCUUUAUUAUAUUAUUAUUGCAUGGUUAUUGUAGAUUAGUGAAGUACUUUGGGCUUUGUCAGGUGUUAAUGGGAAGGAACGUGUCAUGAAGAUAAGCUAAUGUAUUUAAUGUUGCAGAGGUAGGGUUUUUAGUGAUUGCUCAUCUUCCAAGCCACAGGCUCAUGUUCAAUAAGCUAAACAAGCUAGUAUAAUACAAAACAUAAUAUUGAGUAUACACAAUCUAAAAGACCUAACUUUUAAGUACAGCAUUCUUUAAAAGAGCAAACUUAAAAAUAACGUAAGUAACAACGUCUCUACAAUAUCAUAAAUCGAAGCCCGAAGAACAUUUGGAUGGUAGACUAUUUAUGCCUUGACUGUUGUCAAAGAUGCUCUUUAUGUUGCUGGCAUGAUUCUUUUGAAUGAGAAGGCUAUUGAAGUCAAGGAAAUUGGAAAACUUAGAUGUAUGUAUCAGUGUUUGUUUGUUUGUUUGUUUUUUUUUCCAAUACUUUGUGUUUUCCUAGAAUAUGAAGCCUAUUUUUAUAACUAGUUAAAGCUUUUUUUGAAAUCGUGCCUUUGUAAACAGAAAAACGUUGAAGGAUCGCUGCAACAAAAAUUGUGUCAAAAUGAAAUCUGCUUAUUACUGUGACAGCGGUACUGCAACUUGGACACUAAGCAUCUUUUAUUGUUAAAAAUUUGGCUUCUCCUAUUAUAUAAACUGUUUGAAAAACAAAAAAAGAAAUAGAAAACUUUUGAAAAGGUAAAAACUGUGGUCAAGCCAAGAAAACACACAGACUGUAUACAUUUCAGUGUUAAUUGUUAACCCCAUUACGGAAUGAGUUUUUUGAAUUUUUGAAAAGAUAUGGAUUAAUUUAAUGUGCUGUUUAUUUAACACUGUCGAGGUCACAGAUAACGUAGGAAAAUUCUGGAAUGUAAAUAAACUUUAAAUAGGAUUCAAUUGCCAUCAACUCGCGUAAAAGUCUGUGUUUCGACCGAGAAUUUUAAAUAUAGACACUGUUGAUAAAUUAUGGCUUAAAAACUUUUUUAUUGUGAACUUUCUUCCCGAAAAAAUUGUUCAGUCUUUAUGGUUAGGUUGAUGACUUCGGUUUUUGUCUGUUUCAUGCCUAUCCACUUAAAGUGUGUUUCCUUGUGUUUCAGUUGUAGUCAUGGUCGGGCUUGGCCUUGUAGUACUGUUCUUCAGCUUGUUGCUGUCUGUGUUUCGUUCCAAGUACCAUGGAUAUCCAUACAGGUAAACAUACUCUAAGAAAAAACAGAAUUGAAUUUGAAAUUUAAAACAAAAAAAUGAGAAGAGGUUUUUAUCUUGUGCUCUUAUGCCCAUAAACUUGCUUUUGGUUCUAGUCUCAAAGAGAGUUUUUGGAUACACUCAGUUCUAACAGCAGUUCAAAACUUGAAAAGCUCGUGGUGACAAAGCCGGUAAAUAAGUUGGUGGUGAUGGUGAUGAUGGUGAUGGUGCUAGUUGUGAAUGUGAUGGUUAAGAUGGUUAUUGCUGUUGUGGUGGUGAUGGUAAAGGUAGUGGUGGUGAUGUUGGUGGUGGUGAUGGUGGUGGUAUUGGUGGCGUUGGUGUUGGUGUUCGUGGUGAUGGUGAUGGUUUUGGUGGUGGUGUUGGCAAUGACGUUGGUGACGUUGGUGUUGAUGGUGGUGGCGUUGUUGUUGGUGGAGUUUCUUGGUGGUGAUGGUGUUGGCGAUGGUGUUGGUGGUGGCAUUGGUGAUGGUGGUGGUGUUCGUGUUGGUGGUGAUUGUGGUUGUUUUGGUGGUGAUGGCGAUGGUGUUGGUGGUGGCGUUGGUGUUCGUGGUAAUGGUGAUGGUAGUGGUUCUGGUGGUGAUAGUGUUUGUGGUGAUGGUGGUGUUGGUGUUAUUGGUGAAGGUAGUAGUGGUGGUGGUGGUGCUUACGGUGUUGGUAGUUGUCCUGUUAGCAUU